Pimephales promelas (fathead minnow) is the source of this 852-nucleotide messenger RNA. RefSeq names its product C-C chemokine receptor type 8. The record is from RefSeq and is a predicted model, not a curated record. Gene Ontology annotation, biological process: phospholipase C-activating G protein-coupled receptor signaling pathway; positive regulation of Rho protein signal transduction. Gene Ontology annotation, cellular component: plasma membrane. NCBI's taxonomy places the organism in Eukaryota, Metazoa, Chordata, Actinopteri, Cypriniformes, Leuciscidae. Gene Ontology annotation, molecular function: G protein-coupled receptor activity.
AUGAGUUACUCUGCAGUGAACUUCACCAUACAUGAAGCAUCUACCAACCCUACAAACACUGAAAUUGACAUCCUAGGAUCGUGUCUUUUUGGCUUCAGUUCCUUGUUUGGUCUUCCUACACACUUCUAUGUUAUAUGGCUCAUCUUGACGGGAACACAAAGCGGAGUUGCAUCAGAGUUCUUCAACCUCAAUCUCUCUGUUUGUGGGAUCUUUGUCUCUGUGAACGCUUUGCUCAUUCUAGUCUCAAAAUGGUUUCCAUUUCAAAGUCUCACAGCAUUAACGCAGUUUUUCUUCGGACUUACUGUCACUGGUCAUCCUCUGUUUCAGUGUCUGAUGUGUGCUGAGCGUUACCUGGCAGUGGUUCAUCCUGUAACCUUUCUAAAGUACAAACCUCUCAGAUAUAGAGUGAUCUGCUGCACUGCGGUCUGGAUAACCACUCUUGGAUCAUGUUUGUGCUGCAUGCUUGGUCUUCUUCUUAUGUUUACUGUUUACACGUUUAUGUGGUUCCUCUCAAUUCAAUUCAUAGUCUACCUCUCCAUUCAGUUGUUCUGCUGUGUGGCUGUUCUCAGAGCUCUGAAGCAGUCAGGACCAGGAGAGAGAGGGAGAGAGAGAGAGGAGGAAAACCACAUGAAGAGAAGAGCGUUUCAUCUCAUUGUAAUAACUACUGUGAACACAGUUAUCACAUAUGCUCCUUUUACAAUAACUGGAUUGAUAUCUGCUGUGUCAGAGCAGCGUUUUCACAUUUUUUGGGUUCUUAGUAAUAUUUGUUUUUUGUUGGCUUAUUUAGUUCCGCCAAUUCUUUAUCUGCAACGAAAUAGAAAACUUCCCUGUCUCAGCUUCUGUAACAUGUAG